This is a messenger RNA of Truncatella angustata, 1565 nucleotides long. RefSeq lists its product as uncharacterized. NCBI's taxonomy places the organism in Eukaryota, Fungi, Ascomycota, Sordariomycetes, Amphisphaeriales, Sporocadaceae. The transcript has a single exon. Bases 1034 to 1357 code for a protein of 107 amino acids. The record is from RefSeq and is a predicted model, not a curated record.
CAUUUGUGACCUAGCAGUUUUUACCCCUCCAACGUCAACGUGAUUCAACAUUCUUGCAUCUCACACUCAAGCUUACUUAAGGUUAGACUAGGCAGCUAUUCACAACUGAACAGCGCCUCACUUCUAAACUCCUGCUGGACCGACAAUUGUUAUCAUCCAGAUAGUAUCUUUAGUUCUUCUCAAUGUACCGGCCGAAAGCCGACCGGGGUUUGUGGAAAAGACAGAAAUAAAACCCCCCGCUCCUAGCGCAACUGCUGGGCGACAACGCAGCCCAAACCCGACGGACGCAGCUUUCGCUGGUGUCUUAUUACCAACAUUCAUUUCCGACUGCUCGAGAACGACAAAUCACCGCCCAGUCGAGCUUAUGAAAACGCGAGCACUACCACGCAUUUUACACAGUACCCUAUCCUGAGAAUGAGACAUGCUGACAACUGUUGGCGACUGCCAUAUUCAUGAAACUAGACCAAGUGGCUUCUAUCUCUACAAACAAGAGGGACGCAACUUCAUAAGACUGUCUGAGUUUAUAGGUCGUUGGUCGAUGAAUCCAAAGCACCUCUGGCACAUCACGUUUUGCGUUGCAACACAGUCCUUCUCACCCGCUCCAACGGUCUCCCAAGAGAUAUACUUAGAAACGCUCCCCGAACGAGUACCAGUGCAGCUCCACAGUUGCUGCCAAGCAAAUUGUGGUUUACCCGGGAAAUGAAUCGCAUGUUAGAACGAACUCAAUCAUCCCACUUUUGAAAAGAACUGAUAUACUUUGAUAAUGCUUGUAUGAUUUAGUAUCGCUGAGUAUCUCAUGUGGAUGAUCAAGACUGGCUACUUCCACUGUACGGAUGCGUAGCUCCAGUAAAGUCAGCCAGGAAGCACGUGCUACGCUGUUGCCUUUUCAUCAGGCCACCAACAACUAACGCGCCAGCUUUGUAACUUUUCUACGCCUUUUAUCCCAGGGGGACAACUGAUUUUCUUGAUAAAGAUAUUUCUUAACAGCAGUGCUGUCUAUAUCUGCUACAACACUUUUCUCAUUCGUGGCAAGAUGGCGCCAACUUCGCCCAUCGACCCAAGCUCCCAACGGCGUAACAAUAUUUCUGGUCCCAAGCAUAUUCCUCCGUACCGGAUUGACCUUUCUAAGUCCCCAGACACACGUUAUGAACAGAUACCAGAAAAUUUCGGCCCACGCAUGCGGUCUCUGCGAGGUCUUUUCGACGAGAUACUGAGCUUCUUACCAAACGCGAUUCUUCGUCGUAUCGUUGCGAUAAUGGAGAAUUGUACACAUUUCGCGUGUGUUAUGGAUUCACAAACAGCUCAAAUUAGAUGGAUAAGGCGCGGGACAGUAAUUAGCAACAGUGAGUGGUUAUGAGAUAAGUUGAUGGUAGUUCUAUAGGCAGUUCAUAAUUUGCGCAGUACAAAUUUGUACACGACAGCUCGUUUGACAUACAGGUUGAGUAAUAUCCUAAUAUAUCAGUAACUACAGUGCGUUCUUUUGGUUAGCAUUCAUUUAUGAUCCUAUUGAACCACUGUCUGGUAGCCUUGGUUUGCCAUUAUUCAUUAAUGUAUGUAUGAAACAG